AUGAUUUGCUGUUGCGCGUUUGCGCCAGCACCAAUUAUAACACCACCAGAGACGUCAUUGCCGUUGCUAUCACCGUUGCCGUCGCCGUUGCCCUUGCAGUUGACGACAACAUCCACACUGAUGUCACUGUCUCUAUCUUCGUCGCCGUCGCCCUCAUACGCAUUACCUACUACUACGACCGCAACCAACACCAUUGGCAGCAGUAGCAUAGUGGUGGCAGCGGCGUUGGCGGAAUUGGAUGGAGUGCAGUGUACAUCAGUGCGUAAACCAUUGGCGGCAACAAAAACCACUUCGCUACCGUUGCCGUUGCUGUCGCAUAAGCGUACGACGCGUUCGGUGUCGGGCGGCGCAGUGACGCCAUCAUCUACGGCGGCGGCGUCGUCGACGGCCGGACAAACGCUAUGCUGGCGCAAUACGCUGCGUCGCAUGUUUCAGCGCAAGUGA
Anastrepha ludens (Mexican fruit fly) is the source of this 444-nucleotide messenger RNA. RefSeq names its product mucin-5AC-like. The transcript has a single exon. Lineage: Eukaryota; Metazoa; Arthropoda; Insecta; Diptera; Tephritidae. The record is from RefSeq and is a predicted model, not a curated record. Bases 1 to 444 code for a protein of 147 amino acids.